AUGGGGUUUUAGUGUUCUAAAUGCUAAAUUAAUAAUGAGAAUGAACUCAUACAUGCAAACAAUGUAGUUACAGAACAUAAGCAUUGGAUCUAUAUGGAAAAUCUUGAUGAUAGUUUUGAAAGAGAUCCAAAUUAUCCACCUUCUACUACAUUAAACAAGACUUUGGAAGAAAAAACCAUUCAAUUUUCUAAACCUUAAAAAGAAAGCCAACAUACAACUAUGCCAUCAGAAAGCUACAAAUCCGAGGAGUUAUAAAUAGACGAGGAUUCCAAAUUUUUCGGAUAAAUCAAAGAUGGUUAAGCUAAUGGAAGUGGAAAAUUAUGGUUAAAAAACGGGGAUUAUUAUGAAGGUGAUUUCUUGAAUAAUUAUAUGCACGGUAAAGGUAUAUAUAACUAUAAAAAUGGACCGAUUUUCGAAGGUCAAUUUUUAUAUAAUAAACCAGAUGGAUUUGGUAUUGAGUCUUGGCCAGAUGGUUCUGUAUAUGAAGGGUGCUUUAAAGAAGGCAAAAAGAGUGGGAGAGGAUGUUAUAAAUGGUAUUAAGGGUGUGUUUAUAUUGGCGAAUGGAAAAAUAAUAAAAUUCAUGGCAAUGGAAGAUACGAUUGGCCUGAUGGAAGGUCUUACUCCGGGAGUUGGGUCAACAAUUAAAUGCAUGGUAGAGGGAAGUACAUUUGGUAGGAUGGUAAAUGCUAUGAUGGUGAAUAUUAAAAUGAUCGUAAACAAGGAUUCGGAAUAUUUUAUUGGCCAGAUUGCAAACAAUAUUAAGGUUAAUGGAAAGACGGAAAACAACAUGGAAAGGGUAUAAUGUUGUAUCCAGAUGGAAAAAAAAGGGCUGGACAAUGGGAAAACGGGAAACUGAUUAAAUACACUGAAGACGAUAAUAUUCAAAUAAUACCAGAAAACUGGUUACAAUAGUGA
This is a messenger RNA of Paramecium tetraurelia, 915 nucleotides long. RefSeq lists its product as uncharacterized. The record is from RefSeq and is a predicted model, not a curated record. The transcript is spliced from 3 exons. NCBI's taxonomy places the organism in Eukaryota, Ciliophora, Oligohymenophorea, Peniculida, Parameciidae.